This is a messenger RNA of Heteronotia binoei (common prickly gecko), 2911 nucleotides long. It is a transcript of the gene ITGB7, whose product is annotated as integrin subunit beta 7. Gene Ontology annotation, cellular component: focal adhesion; cell surface; integrin complex. Lineage: Eukaryota; Metazoa; Chordata; Lepidosauria; Squamata; Gekkonidae. The transcript is spliced from 16 exons. The record is from RefSeq and is a predicted model, not a curated record. Gene Ontology annotation, molecular function: integrin binding. Bases 67 to 2376 code for a protein of 769 amino acids. Gene Ontology annotation, biological process: cell-matrix adhesion; integrin-mediated signaling pathway; cell migration.
CUGCUCUGCAACCGAUUCAGGAACCACUCGGUUCUGGGAACCGACCUGCCGAGGCGUAGAACUGUCAUGAGAUGGACUCAGAAACUGUGGCUUCUCUUUCUGCUCAUAGCAAUGGCAUGUGGACAGAAGACAACAGGUUCUUGCCAGCCACGUCCCUCGUGCCAUGAAUGCAUCCGUUCCCACCCCAGCUGUGCCUGGUGUAAACAACUGGAUUUUGUGCCAGCAGAUGAGUCAGACGCAGCCCGCUGUGCAACUCGGCUGGAGCUGGAGCGUCGCGGUUGCCUCCCUGGUGAGGUCAUAGACCCUCGUGGAAAGCAGCAUAUCCUGGAGGACAGGCCCCUCAGCGAGAACCCCCAACACGAGAGCAUCACUCAGCUGGCACCCCAAAGGAUUGCUCUGCAGCUACGGCCUGGGGAAGAGCAGAAUUUUACUGUGCGCUUCAGAAGGGCUAAAGGCUACCCUGUGGACCUGUACUACCUUAUGGACCUAUCCCACUCCAUGAAGGACGAUCUGGAGAACAUCAAAAGGCUGGGCAGUGACCUCUUGGCUGCCCUACAGAAUAUCACUACCUCUGUGAAAAUUGGGUUUGGCUCCUUCGUGGACAAGACAGUGCUACCCUACGUGAGCACCUCACCUGCCAAGUGGCUCCACCCCUGUCCGAGUGCCAAUGAGCCCUGUCAAUCACCGUUCAGCUAUCGGCACGUGUUGGCGCUCACCGACAACGCCAGUGAGUUUGAGAACAGAGUCAGCCAGCAGUUUGUCUCGGGGAACCUAGACAUGGCCGAGGGAGGCUUCGAUGCUAUCAUGCAGGUGGCGGCUUGCAAGGAACAGAUUGGCUGGCGGGACGUGACAAGGCUGUUGGUCUUCACUUCAGAUGGCACUUUCCACACAGCAGGGGAUGGGAAGUUGGGUGGAGUCUACCUUCCUAAUGAUGGGCACUGUCAUCUGGAUGAAAAUGGUCUAUACACUGAAAGCCACCUCUAUGACUACCCCUCUGUUGGACACUUGGCUGAGGUGUUGUCAAAGUCUAACAUACAGACCAUAUUUGCUGUGACUGGUCCCAGGCUUUUAAUGUAUGAGGAUCUGAGCAAACUCAUUCCCAAAUCAGCUGUUGGAGAACUGAAAAAAGAUUCCAGCAACGUGGUACAGCUGAUUACUGAUGCCUAUAAUAGCCUCUCAUCCACCGUGAACUUGGAACACUCCUCAGACCUCCCUCCCGGCAUCUCAAUUGCUUACGACUCACACUGUGGCAACCUGGAAACAUUUGGACACACACAGGGUGGAGAAUGCUCAGGCGUACACGUCAACCAGUUGGUACAGUUCACCGUAAGGAUAAAUGCCACCAUCUGCCUUCCUGAUUCCCAGGAUCUGAUGCUACGAGUGCUUGGAGUAGUGGAGGAACUGCGGGUCCAACUGUUGACAAUGUGUGAGUGCCAGUGCAGAGAUGUCCAGCCCUAUGCACCACACUGUUCUGGUGGCCAGGGCAACCUCACCUGUGGUGUUUGCAGCUGUCGGGAGGGCUACAGAGGCCGUCUCUGUGAAUGCAAGCAAGAGGACCAGGGUCACCCAGAAGCCAGCUGCCGUGAUGGAAACAGUACUGGUCCCGUGUGCAGUGGCAAGGGCCAGUGUGUCUGCGGAAAAUGCCAGUGCAACGCCCACGCCAGUGGGCCGCUUUGCAAGUGUGAUGACACCAGCUGUGAACGACACAAUGGGGAGCUCUGUGCAGGUAAUGGACAGUGCAGGUGCGGCGUUUGCGAGUGCCAGAGUAACUACACUGGCAGUGGAUGUGAAUGCAGCCUGGACACCAGUGGAUGCCUGAGGGAGGGUGCUGUAUGCAGCGGCCAUGGGCGUUGUGUCUGCAACAGAUGCCAAUGUGAGACUGGCUGGCUGGGCAGUCACUGCAGCCACUGUGCCGAGUGCCGGACGCCUUGUGAGCAACACAGGGACUGUGCAGAGUGCAAAGCUUUCGGGACAGGCCCCCUGCGUGGGAACUGCAGUGUUUUUUGCAACCAGACAACAAGGGUCGUGUCAGCAUCUGCUGUGGAUGAGAAAUGGUGCAAGACGACAGUUGAAGAUGGCAGCCUCCUCUUCUACCUUGUGGAGGAGGACAAGACUGAUGGCAUCACCCUGACUAUGAACAUCCAAGAGGGCACUACUGACCAGACGCUCAAGGUGGUGCUAGGCUUGGUGCUGGGCCUUUUGAUUGCUGGACUGUUCUUCAUGGGCCUAUAUCGCUGUGUGGUGGAUUUCUGGGACCGGAGGGAGGUCAAGCGCUUUGAGGAAGAGUGCAAACGGGCCAGGGGGAAUGAGGUGAACAACCCACUAUUCCAGAGAGCCACCACCACAGUCGUAAACCCCCAGUACAUCAAGGACUAAUGCACUGACUGGAAGGAGAAAGAAAACCUGGCCUGAAACCUGAUGAAAUGUUAAUCUUGGGCUGGAGAGACCCAAGUUCAGGUCACUGUUCAAGCUGCCAUACUCAGCCAGAUCACCUCAAGGCUGUCCUUCCAACCAAGUCUCUUCAGAGGAUAAAAUAGGAUAACUCCACUGAGUUGCCAAGUCACUUUUAAGGAAACAUUAGAGCGCUGUUGGAGUACAAAUGUGCACAUGGAGUAAUGCACAUAUCUUCCAGCAAGCCUUCUGAAUUGUGAUUCUGUGAAAGGAUGUCCACCAGAAAGCUCUGUGCUCCCCUGCCCCAGCAAAACAAUUUUUAAGAGGGGGAGCUAUGACUCACCAGGGGUUUUUUGUUGUUUUGUAUCUUGUGUGCAUGUGCAUGCCUGCCUAGAAGUCAUGGUGACCCCUACUGGGGCAUGGAGAAUGUAGAGAGAAGUAGCUUGACACAACUUGAUUCUGCCUCCUGGUCCUGGUAUUCCUUGGAGGUUUCUAGUCCAGGUAUGUGCCAGGGCCAGCC